Punica granatum (pomegranate) is the source of this 1905-nucleotide messenger RNA. NCBI's taxonomy places the organism in Eukaryota, Viridiplantae, Streptophyta, Magnoliopsida, Myrtales, Lythraceae. The record is from RefSeq and is a predicted model, not a curated record.
AUGGAGGGCCCCACCGGUAAAGGAGAAGAGUCCUCGAAGAAUGUCCCCGCGACGUCGUCGUCUUCCAACGGAAGGAGAGGGAAGGAAGUUUCGGUUAACGCCAUCAAUCCGGCACAUCAGACGUCCCAGCAAUAUUCGGUGAAUCUCACGACAACACCGACUACCGCUCCUGCCUACUUCCCUCCACCCCCACAGCACCAACCUCAAUCGAUUUACUACUCGGCCCCACCGGUCCCGCCGCCAAUGGCCUCACAACCGUACGACCACCAUUACGCAUUCACGUCGGCUCCACCCCCUCAACCCAGGUCCCUGGUGUCGAGAGCUCCUCCACCGGCGCAGCAGAACCCGACUCCGCAGGAUCAGUCUAAACGCUGCGAGUAUCAUCAAGGCGCACCAGGGCAUACUCUCGAUAAUUGUUGGAGGUUGCGAGACGAGAUCCAAAAGAGGAUCGACAGCAACAGGCUCACCUUCAACGCCGUCAGGCCCUCGAAUGUGCAUGACAACCCCCUCCCGGAUCAUAGGCCGAGUUCGGGGCCCUCUAUCAACAUGAUCACCAUAUGCACCUCAGGGAGGGACGAGGAUGCACAAGACAACCCCCUUCCCUUCGUGAUCGACUACACUCCCGAGGAACCCACGGUCGGAUUCGCGGGACACAUGGCCUCGCCGGCUCCAUUCGUUGUAGACAUCCCCGCUCGGGAACCGUAUUCAGACAACAAGGUCCCCUGGACCUAUGAAGGAGGCAUCGGGAAUGUCGAGCAGCAGUUUAGUGUCAUGGGUGUGACACUGUCGGGACGAGUGUACGAGAACCCGGCAAUCAGGGACAAAGGGAAGGCGCCCGCCACUGAAGUUAGGGCAGUGCCCGGAAGCUCGCCUUUUCCAUCCAAAAGGGUAACCGAAGAGGAAGCCGAAGCAUUUAUGAAGGUCAUAAAGGCGAGCGAGUACAAAGUAGUCGAGCAAAUGGCCAAGUCCCCGGCUCACAUCUCACUGCUUACUCUCCUCCUCAGCUCAGAACCUCACCAGGAGGCCCUCCUGCGGGUAUUGACCGAGGCACAGGUCCCGAAGGAAAUGCCUCCUGAUAGGAUAGAGGAGACCGUCGGUUGCAUCUUUUCCAAUACCAUCUCGUUCUCGGACGACGAGCUCCCAUCUGAAGGCUGGACGCAUUCGCGGGCAUUGCACAUUGUCUACAAAUGUAACAACUACAUCAUCGGCCGGGUCAUGAUUGAUAAUGGUUCUGCGCUCAACGUUUGCCCGGUAACCACCUUGAAGCAGAUGAAUGUAGACCUCAACCGCGUUCGCCCGAGCAAAACAGCGGUCCGAGCCUUUGACGGCUCACGAAGAGAGGUAAAUGGGGAAAUCGACCUCCUCAUAGACGUUGGCCCGUGCUCAUUCAGCAUCACGUUCCAGGUGCUCUACAUCCCAAACGCGCUCCACCCGAAUCCGAAUCCCCGACACUUCGAUUCGAACCCAUUCAAAGAGCACCUCGGUGAGCCCCAACCCGUAUACUUUGGGGAAGGGCUUCCCGAGGACAGUCAAGUGCUCGAGAUAGAAGAGAGUUUGCGUCGCCUCGAGGACCACCAAAUCACCUCGGUCGAGCCACCAGAAGAAGAGAUCAACAUGGGCACCGAAGAAGAGCCCCGCACCGUGAAAUUUGGGACAGCCGUCGACCCCGCACAACGAACCUGGAUGAUCGACUUCCUAAAGGAAUACCAAGAGGUCUUCGCCUGGUCCUAUGCUGACAUGUCCGGCUUAGACCCUUCAAUAGUCGAGCACUUCCUUCCACUCGACACUGAGAAAUUCCCGCCCAAGCGCCAACAGUUACGACGGCAGCGAGCUAGCCUUCUCCUCCGCAUCAAAGAAGAGGUCGUCAAACAGAUCAACGUGGGGUUCCUCGAAGUCUGCAACUAA